Necator americanus (New World hookworm) is the source of this 495-nucleotide messenger RNA. RefSeq lists its product as uncharacterized. The transcript has a single exon. The coding region runs from base 1 to 495 and encodes 164 amino acids. NCBI's taxonomy places the organism in Eukaryota, Metazoa, Nematoda, Chromadorea, Rhabditida, Ancylostomatidae. The record is from RefSeq and is a predicted model, not a curated record.
AUGGGACUUCUCUUCUCCAGAAGCUCGUGGAAGUUGGUGUCGUCGUCAACACGAAUAUGGCAACAAACAUCACUGUAUCUGUUAUUUGUAUCUGUAUCACUGGUUUUAAAUUUUUAUGCAAAACACAGUAAUAGAAAAGAGUCUCCUGAUUCCAGAGGAAAUCCAGGUACAGUAGCUCCAGGAAAGACGGGGUUACAGGAGUCGUGUAGACCACCGAAACGGAAAAGGACUAGGAUGACGAUCUGUACUUAUAACGCCCGUACGCUUGCAUCGGAUGCGGCCAUUGAAGAUCUGAUGAUGCAAGCUAGGAUGAUUAAGUACGACGUCAACAAAACGACUGAAACGAGACGACGCCAGCCAUUGAACGCCGUAUAUGACAUUGGAGAAGAACUGUUCUCACGAACAUGCGACGGUAUGGGAGUUGGUGGAAUUGGCAUUUCUGUCAACACAAGUAUGGAAUUGAACACCGACUCUUUCGAACAACUAACAACCUGA